AUGGAGAUCAAUUUAGUUUCAUUUUUCCUCUUCUUCUCCAUUUUUAUUAUAGUUAGGAAAUGGAGAAGCCAAAAACAAAAGUUGCCUCCAGGUCCGUGGAGACUCCCACUCAUUGGGAGUUUACAUCACGUGAUUAAUGGAGCAAAUCCGCACCGCAUUUUUAGAGAUCUAUCUCGAAAUUAUGGCCCUGUCAUGUACUUGGAACUCGGGGAAGUUCCUACGGUGAUCAUAACAUCACCUUCUAGGUCGAAAGAAGUUUUAAAAACUCACAAUCUUGCAUUUGCUAGCAGGCCACAAUUCACUUCCACAGAUAUUGUCAUGUAUAAUAAUAAAGGCAUUGCUUUCGCGGAAUAUGGUGACUACUGGAAACAAAUGCGCAAAAUUUGCAUAAUGGAACUCCUAAGUGCCAAGAUGGUCAAGUCAAAUAGCUCAAUUUGA
Molecule: messenger RNA, 438 nt
Organism: Lycium barbarum (goji berry)
Lineage: Eukaryota; Viridiplantae; Streptophyta; Magnoliopsida; Solanales; Solanaceae
Product: cytochrome P450 71D7-like
Exons: 1
Coding region: 1-438 (145 amino acids)
Molecular function (GO): monooxygenase activity; iron ion binding; oxidoreductase activity, acting on paired donors, with incorporation or reduction of molecular oxygen
Source: RefSeq, a predicted model, not a curated record